Messenger RNA from Purpureocillium takamizusanense, 2739 nucleotides. RefSeq lists its product as uncharacterized. The transcript has a single exon. The record is from RefSeq and is a predicted model, not a curated record. The coding region runs from base 1046 to 2413 and encodes 455 amino acids. NCBI's taxonomy places the organism in Eukaryota, Fungi, Ascomycota, Sordariomycetes, Hypocreales, Ophiocordycipitaceae.
CCGGUCCGGUCCCGGGCAUCUAUCAAGGCAGGUGCGCCGCACGAUCUUGCAUCCCCCAACUCCAACUCCUGCACGACCUUCUUCCGCCUCACCUUCUCCUACCCCCCUUCCUCCUCUCCUUUUCUACACUUUGUUUGCUUGUUUCCCCCGUCUCCCUGCGACCCUUGGAAGAAGCAUCCUGCGCAUUCCGCGACCGCAUCCGUACUCUGCAGUGGCGCUCAGAGCCACUGCCUCGCGCCAUCGCAAAGCCCGACUUGGCGGAAUCGCCUGGGUCCUCUUGCCCGCCGACUUCCGCGCCGUGUCUUGCCGGACCCCACCACCACACCUCGUGUCGUUGCACGGCCCUCGAAAACUUGAUCGCUGCCUUUUUGCGUCGCGCGCAUACAGUUCCUGCGAUAGAAGCACCGCACUCGAAGCACGAGACACGCGAUCCAAGCAGGCCCCACGACACUUGGCUGCACGAUCGGCCCUCCUGCGAGUCUCACCUCUUUGCUGCGAAGCGAACGCGACGGUCCGAGUGCUCUCCUGCCAUCGCAUUAGCGCGCAGGGCAAGUUUAUCAAGGUCGCCUGCGCCUUGUCUUCGCAAAUACCCGCGCCCCCGGCGCUUUUGGACGACCUUAUCAGGCCGGCAAGCCGAGUACAACAAUCGCCAACCACGAUCAUCAGACGCGACAUAAGACAAGGGCCACUCCAGCACCACCUCCCCGCUAUUCACACCCCUGCAUUUUGCGUCGUGCUGUGCUUGCAUUGCGCGACAGGCCAUCUCCUGCCCCUCGUCGUCGGCCCACCCUCGUGUGUCCGUUUUACGUACAGGCCCUUCGCCGUGUCCCAGCGUCUUGAAUGGCAUCGGCCGUCCUCUGAUCUCCCGGAGGCCCUCACAGGCAUUCAUUGACCGUGCCGUUGCUAAUCGCGGGCGGGCUGUCGUGCUCAAAUCACGGCGGCUUCGCCUGUUGGAAGACUUCUACUUUAUCCGCAAGAUACCCCUGCAUCCCCCCGUCCUCUCGGCGACCCGCCCUAGUUGCGGAUCACAUCGACAAACUGAAUCAUGCCUGCUCAAAUCGCCGCCUCCAUGACGGGGAGCAUCCCCAUUCACAUCGCCGAAGACCAGGCGAACGGCCAUCGCAAACAACACAAGCACUCGCGAUCUUCGUACUCCGAGUCGUCUCCUCUUGCUGGCUCAAGAAACAACUCCCUGACUUUCCGCCCGCCCAAGAGGCUCAUGUCUUCCCCUAGCAAGACGAUUGCCAUCAUCAACGCCAGCGGCAGGCAGGCGGCGUCUCUCAUCCGCGUUGCCACCGCUGUUGGCUACCGCGUUCGUGCCCAGCUGAGGAAUCUCGAGGGUGUCGUCGCGGCCGAAGUGUCGGCCAAUCCCAACGUGACCGUCUUUGUCGGCGAGCUCUACACGAGGCACGAGCCUACCGAGGCAAAUAAGGACGUGACGCAAAAUGGUCCCAUUUCCGGUGUCGGCGUCAACCACGAGCUCAUUUCGAGCCUCUUCCGCGGGGCUCAGCUUGCCUUCGUAAACACGACCUUUUACGGGGACGAGCUUCAAAUCGGAAUGGCAUUGGCAGAUGCCGCCAAAAAGGCGGGCGUUCAGCACUACGUCUAUUCGUCGAUGCCAGACCACGCGGCCUACAACAAGGAAUGGCCGUCACUACCGCUCUGGGCCGCGAAGCACAAGGUCGAGGAUUACGUGCGAAAGCUGGGCUUGCCCGCCACGUUUGUCUACACGGGCAUCUACAACAAUAACUUUACGUCGCUGUUGUAUCCGCUGUUUUGCAUGGAGGUGCAGAAGGACGGCUCCUUCAUCUGGCAAGCACCGUUCCACGAGGAUGUCAAGCUUCCCUGGCUGGAUGCGGAACACGAUGUCGGGCCGGCUGUUGUGCAGAUCUUUAAAGACGGCGUCUCCAAGUGGAAUGGCGAACGCAUCGCGCUCGCCUACGAGUACCUGACACCAAGAGAGGCUUGCGAGCUGUUCUCCCGCGGCGUGGGGCGCCCUGUUCAUUAUGUGCGGGGACCGAUUGAGCUCAAGGUUCGCAUCCCGACAGGCUACCGAGAGCAGCUUGUGGCCCUCGAGAAGUUGUUCAAGCCGGACGAGGCCGACCCGGAGAAGCAACCGCCCUACUUUGGUGACCCGAAGCUUGAGGCUAGCUGCCCCGCGGAGGCCUUGGAGCUCUGGGAAGGCCCUCGUGGCCUCGAGGAAUAUGCGCGAGAGAUGUUCCCGCUCGAGGAAGAAGCCAACGGCCUUACAUGGAUGUUUGAUGAAGACGAACACGACGCCAAGAUCCAGGCGACUGCUGCGCACGUGGAGCAGCUACGAAUUAACGACGAUGACGAGGAGGAGAGCGACGACGAAGACGACGGCCUGGUAAUGAGAGGCUUGAAGCGAGACGAGGAGCAAUGGCUCGCCUAGGGGUUACGGCCGCACUGGUCGGCCGCUGCAGUGAAGUCGCAUGUGUCAGAGCCUGACAUGAGCACGACAGGGCAGCCGGAGGCAUGCGCUCGUGCAGUCAGUGCUUGUGCCACCUCCAUGUUUGGCUUUAGCGGGUGCCUUGGCGUUUGAGGGGGCUGGAAAAGGUGGCCAAAAAGGAAGGGAAUAGCUUGCAUUUAAUAAAGGGUAGUGCUAGGGGCAUAACUAUAUUUUACUACGGGCAUAACCCUCCCUAUAAAUAAAAUUCCCUAGCUAAUCUCAUAGCGCGUAGCCUGCUAUACUCGAUUAAGAUUUAUAAUCUAUGCUAG